CCCCUGAGAAGCAUCAGCUGAUCUUGACAGCUGAUUCGCGUCGUCGGGACGUUCGCUACGAAAGAGAAAGAAGAAAAAAGAGAAGAGAAAUAAGCCAAAAUGCUGGAUAAUGAUAGAGGAGAGUUGGCUUUGUUGCAGCAAGAAUUUGACUGGGUGCUCAGUGAGGAAGUUCCAAGGGUUUUUACACAAGUGAUGCAAGUUCUUAAGGAAUGCUGUACUCACUUCCCUGUCCCACUGUGUGGUAAUGAGACAGCUGUCAAACAAGAGAAGUUCAUAAUGUCUACAGCUGCACACAGCACACAGGACCAAGUCAAGUGUGUAGUCACCGUGACUGGAGACACCAUUAGCCAAGCAGACAUCAACAUGAAGGUGGCCAAACACCAGAACCAGGUGCACCGGACCAGUGUGACACCCGAUGCCCCAUGGCGGAUACAACAGAUUCAAGAUGCAGGGAACUUUCUGCAGCUUGCAAUACAGUUCUUGCAAGGACAUGGAGCUAAUAACUCUUUUAAGACAAGUAGUGAGGUGUUGAAUGUGCUGGGUCAACUAAUCAAGAUGCUGCAGACUGGCCGUAGCAGCCUUCUCAUCCCUCGGAAAAAGACAAUUGAUGAACUUCUAAGUAGCAGAAAUAUGAAAUCCCUGACACCUCCUUUGCCAGGGGAUUUGGCAGUAAGCUUUUACAUUCAAGCUCACAAACUGGUGCUUGCUGUGUAUCACCUCUCAAAUGCUGCUGGAACCAUGAAGUUUGAGAGUGUCCAGGCUGAAUGUGCUGUACCUUGGCUUAGCCCUGUUCUUGUAUGCUUUACAACAGCUUUACAUUUAGCUCACCAGCUGAGAGAUAAGAUUUCUGUUUUCUCACAGUUCAAAGAUUUCACUCCUGAUUCCUGUAGUGUUUCAACAAUAUCAUGCUGAAACACAGCAGCAUAGUUGUAAGAUCGGCUGAAUUUACUCUAAAUUACUCUGUUAGAUAUUAAGAAGAAACAUAGCUGCUUCCCCAGUCCCUCAUCUUCUUCCUUGUUCUUUGCCUCCUCUUCUGCUUUCUCUGCUUCUUCUGCUGGUUCCUCCUCUUACUCCCUUCUCUCUUUGUCUCUGCUCCCCCUUUUCUGCUCUAUAACUGUAAUGCUGCAAUAGUUUUCAUGUACAGUGGAAGUGGAAUAUUUUCUAGCUAUAUUUAAACCUAUUAUCAGAAUUCGCAAACAUGUACAACAACAAAAAAUGUAUUUGUAUUUUAGGGAUAUAGGCCUUUAGUACUUUGAGAUGUCAAAAAACAUGUGAAGAGAGACAGUAUUCCAAAUUACUUAGAAAGUAUGUGAAAAACUCUUCUCCAUUAUAUUAUUUUUGUUAUAUUUUGAUUAACUUUGUUAAUGAGAAACGUGUAAAGUGGUUGCAGUGUUCCUUGUGAAUUAUUGCACACCAACUGAACUUGUAUAGAAAAAUAUAGAGCACUCCUGGUUUCCUAUGUAAAUAGCUAGUACCAAUUGUAGUCUUGUACAGUUAUUUACUCUUAGUCAUGUAUUGUUCAUAAUCCAGUCCCUGAGCUGUCAGCAGCUGUGUAUUGGAGCACAAUAUUAGUGUUCAUAAUUACUUGUAAAUGGUUGAUGUUAGAAGAUAUUUGAAAUAGGUUUGAAUGUGAAGUGAUGUAUAUUUCAUGUGCUGUGUAUAUAAGGUUAUAUUUCAUAAACCAGAUAUUAAAAUGUUACUAUAUUUUAGAUUUUAAAAGUUCAAAAGUAAUUGAGUGUGUUCUGUCUUGUUUUGUGAUUUUUUUUUUUACAAUUAGAUGGCUCCACAAGUUGUCAGUGUGUAGUUCUAACUGACCACAGCUGAUUUUGGUGUAUUUGUUCCAAAUUCCAUUAAUAUCAUUACUGUUAUUAUUAUUUUUAUUUUAAUGUUGUUAUUAUUAUUAUCAUCAUCAUCAUUACUGUUAUUAUCAUUUUCAUUAUUAUUAUUUUUAUUGUUUUUUUUAUUAUUUGUAACUUAUUAUUCUAAGAAUAAAACACAGGUAAGCUCAGGUAGGACUAGUAAUUAAGUCCUUGAUUAAGCAGUUGUGGGGCCAUCUAUACAUACACAAAAUUGAUAAAUUAAAAUCACAUUGGACAUGGUAUGUAUGAAUGCUAUCCAGGCAUCAGUGUGUUAAGUGAAGUGUAUUUCUUUUUUAUAUUGCAUGAUAAAGAUAUUAUUACCAAGUCAUUGGGGUAAUGUCCAAAGCAGAAUUUGCAUGUGUGUGUUAUUUUUGUUUUUGUGUGUGGUUCAUAGUUACUGAUGAACAUUGGUAUUUAUUAGGGAAUGUAGCCAGGAGAUGAUAAAUGUUAUUCAGAGAUUGAAGUAAUUCUGGCAUUUAGGUAUAUUUAUUAAGAAUAAGCUGUUUUGUGUAAUAUGAUUUUGUGAUUGUAAAUUAUUGAUUAUGUAUACUUGAACUUCUAAAGGAAUCUGAAAUUGAUUAAAUAUUAACAGUAUA
Messenger RNA from Penaeus indicus, 2455 nucleotides. RefSeq names its product protein rogdi-like (gene rogdi). Gene Ontology annotation, cellular component: RAVE complex. The transcript is spliced from 7 exons. The record is from RefSeq and is a predicted model, not a curated record. The coding region runs from base 100 to 912 and encodes 270 amino acids. Lineage: Eukaryota; Metazoa; Arthropoda; Malacostraca; Decapoda; Penaeidae.